GCGGUUCGUCUGCUUCUGUCCAUCGGAAAGUUCUGGCGACUGACGAGAACUGAUUUUUUUCGUCUCUUCACUUCGUCAUUUGCCAUCGAGACGAGUGCUUGUGAACUUCACCGGAAAAUUACUGGUUUGUGCGGCAGUUUUGUGAUUGUAUUCGUUUGGAAUUCUUUUCAAGAAGCCAAAAACCUCAGUCAAAAUGGCGAACCAGGGCCCAGCAUACGGUGACAUGCUUGCAAGGAAGAAGAAGAUUGAAGGCAAGAGAGAUCACGCACAGGAACACGACAUGAUGGUUUUCAUCCAGCAGAUGACGGGCGUGCAAGAGCUGGACCUCGACAACUGUGAAUGCCUGAAGGACGGCAAAGUCCUCUGCCAGUUAAUAAAUGGUUUAAUUGACAGCAAAGUGAAGGUCGAUCACAAAACUACCCCUUUCUCAAUGAGAGCAAACCUGGAGGCAUUCAUCGAGGGAUGCAAGAGGUUCGGUGUAAACGAAGGAGACGUCUUCCAGGUGAACGACCUGUUUGAGGGCAAGAACGUUCCACAGUUCACUCAGUGCAUCUACGCUGUAGGACGCAAAUUGCAGAGUGAUGACCCGGACUACAAGGGCCCCAUCCUGGGCCCCAAAGCAUCCGUCGAGCACAAGCGUGAGUUCUCUCAGGAACAAAUGGACGCCGGGAAACACGUCCACUCACUUCAGAUGGGUUCUAGCAAGGGCGCCUCUCAGAAGGGACAGAGCUUUGGCGCACCCCGACAAAUCGUCAAUUAGAGAAACAAGCUUUAGACAAAACGGCUCCGAAAUAAUGUAAACAAAAGAGGAAUAAUACGGUAACUGAGAUAUCGCUACGAAAAAAAUUUACAACAAAAUGUAACACAAAUUAGUCACGUUAUAAUAGGUUUCACUUGUAGAUUUGCUACACUGACUCUGUGUACAGUGCGUCCCAAAAUAUCCGCAACUGAAAUAAUGGCGGUACGUGUUUCCGUAGCAACGCUAGAGCCUCACAAAACAAUUCUGCGGGUAUUUUGGGACACGCUGUAAUUUGUUCUAGCUUGUUAAAUUUUAUGUUUAUUAAACAAGAGGAAAUGGAAUUGGGGAGAAGCAAGGAGAAUAUUUAAGUUAUUCCUGAAUUAAACACUGUUUUGAAAGCUUGUAGAUGCAUGACAACAAUUGAAACAAUUGCAGGCAAUAAACAUACGACCCUUUAAUGACUUCUUUGUAGUUUCAUCUGACUGUAAGAACUUGUACUUAAGUGCUCUCAGUACUUCCAUUAAAACUAGCAUUCAUAAUAAUUUGAAAAGCACCUUUUCUGUUGCCAAAGAGUAUCAAAAAAAAAAGUUUCAUCUAAAUAUGGUUAUUGUACCAGUUUAGAAAGCUUAAAAGCUUAAGAACUUUUCAAUGCACCCCUGUGCUUUUGAUGCAUUCACCUUUUCAGCUAACACACACCAUUUUCCCAUUUGCUGACUGGUUUGCGAAUUCACCAGUGACAAACUGGUAUCUUAAAAAAAAGUGCCUGGUUUGAAAAUCAACCUAGCUAUAGCAAAAUAAAUUUUGGCAUAAACACCCCCAAAUAAGCAAACGUAUGUUACCUUUUUGGGUAAAUGCUUUCACAAUUUCUGCAAAUUGGGAGGUAAGUUCAUCAUUACUGGAGGAAAGAGGCACAUUCAAAAAAUUGAAAUGAAAAAACAAACAAAAAACCCCAAAAAACAAACAGUUUUUGGACUCUAAAUUACACUUCCUUUUGAUAUUGAAUGAAGUUUGGGAAUUUCAUAUCCUAGAUGAUCACAAUUUUUAAACCUGUUCCCUCAAACAGAGAAAGUGUCGCACUGUUCUAAAGUUAUGAUGAAUUUAUUGAACCAUCACAUGUAACGAUCACCAUUUUUCCAGUUCAGAACCAGCAAAAAAAAAAGCAGUAAAUUUAAUUUAUGAGGAACUUCACGCUUCAGUGAUUGUAUUUUAUUAAAGACUUUAGAAUAAAAUAGUAAAAAAAAGAGUUCAGUUUGUAAAAAAAGCAUGGUGAGUAGUACACAGCACGUAAUUUUUAUAGAAUUUUCUUUGGGUAAUGCUUAAAUUGCUUGCUUAUGUCUUCCCAAAGUAUUAAUGCACUAUUAAUGAGUUGGAGGCACGUAGAAGUUGAUAUCGGCUAUUUUUCCUGCGCACUGACUUGUAAUAUAGUCUCGAGAUAAAUUAUAAACACUCAUGAAAGAUGAUGCAUUGUGUAUUAGAUCCCUGUGUUUCUUACAAAGAUGAGAUAAUCUAUAAAUUUGCUGCUAAUGAGUUUUUUGCAUGCUCUUCCUAUGUAUAUGAUAAUGCUUUGUGUAAUAUGGAUAGUCUUUGUAGGUGCAGUUAAAAUAAGGACCCGAGUUAAAACCAGCACCUUUGAAGGUGCAGUUUAACCAGGGACCUGGGUUAAAACGAGCACCUUUGUAGGUGCAGUUUAACCAGGGGCCUGUGUUAAAACCAGCACCUUUGUAGGUGCAGUUUAAACAGGGGCCUGGGUUACAACGAGCACCUUUGUAGGUGCAGUUAAAAACAAGGACCUGGCUUGAUAUUUUUUGUCUCUUCUCGCUCGCAAUAAAACAUCUCGCUCUUUUAAAAAACA
Messenger RNA from Patiria miniata (bat star), 2591 nucleotides. RefSeq names its product myophilin-like. NCBI's taxonomy places the organism in Eukaryota, Metazoa, Echinodermata, Asteroidea, Valvatida, Asterinidae. The transcript is spliced from 5 exons. The record is from RefSeq and is a predicted model, not a curated record. Bases 194 to 760 code for a protein of 188 amino acids. Gene Ontology annotation, molecular function: protein binding.